CGGCGGCUUCAGCCAUGUCAGCGGGCGGCUCGGGGCAGCGGGAGCCGGGGGCCUCGGGCGGGCGCCGCAGCAAAUGGGACCAGCCGGGGCCUUCGCCAGCUCUCUUCCUCCUUCCUGCUACCACCCCAGUGGCCGGCCGCCCCAUGCAGGGCAGCGGAGACGGGAUGUCAGGGUCCGAAGGUUCGGCGGCUCCUUUGGGCGCCUUGGAUGCUGCGGCGGCGGUGGCUGCGAAAAUCAACGCCAUGUUGAUGGCAAAAGGGAAGCUGAAGCCCUCAGCCAACUCUGCAGACAAGCUCCAGGCUCCAGGGAAAGGUCUGUCGGCGAACAAAAGCAAAGAUGAUCUCGUGGUGGCGGAAGUGGAAAUCAACGACGUGCCACUCACAUGCCGAAAUCUCCUAACAAGAGGACAGACGCAGGACGAG
Molecule: messenger RNA, 422 nt
Organism: Pseudonaja textilis
Lineage: Eukaryota; Metazoa; Chordata; Lepidosauria; Squamata; Elapidae
Source: RefSeq, a predicted model, not a curated record